GCUGCUCCUACUUUAAGUUCCUCGAAUAUGUCACGACCUCGCGCCGCAACAACAGUCUUGCCAGCCAUGGCAUCACAGUCGCCGACACCCCGCCAGCCAGGACAAGGCCCCCACACUUCAAUACUCCCAGGAAGUCCACCGCUAGGAACGGGAGAUUAUGGUAUCACAAGCACCGCCCAGGGCCCAUUGCGUCACCCUCAGCCGCUGACGCCUUCGGACCUCCAUUUAGUGCUUGAGAAAGAGCAGGAAGCGAUGGUGAAUCGGUUGACCCGAGAGCUUUCCAUCCUCCGCCAACAAACCGCAUCGGUAGCAUCAACAGCAUCCUCCACCUCCAACGUCAAUGAAUCAGAAGCCCGAGCAUCCCCGACCUUCAGCAGCUCAACCCGCUCCCAAUCAGCCCGCCGGAAUCGCUCAAACUCAAGCCUCAGCUCCCACGCUUCAACUCAGCAACAGACAGGAAGCAUAAAUGGCAUCGCGCCGUCACGAGAAACAAGCCAUCCAUCUCGAGCUGACCACCGCACCGUCCGCAGCCGUGAGCCAUCCCUCACAUCCCGCCGACCCUCUACCGGGUCAUUAUCGACUUUCUCCCAUAGCAACAGCAGCGUUUACCCACACCGCAACUCGCCGUCGCAGACCCACGUGGGGUAUUCGCCUGGCGCUUCGUGGUCGCGGUUCGAGGAAGCUGUGCAGCACAGGUCAGAGCUUGAGCAUACCAAGCGGGAGAACGAGCAGCUGAGGAAGCGUGUUUGGGAACUGGAGCAGACUCUGAAAAAGCAAAAAGAGCAGGCUUCGAGAGAAACCCCGGAUGGGAUCAUCGAUGCCUGA
Messenger RNA from Penicillium soppii, 825 nucleotides. RefSeq lists its product as uncharacterized. The transcript is spliced from 3 exons. The annotation marks the transcript as partial. NCBI's taxonomy places the organism in Eukaryota, Fungi, Ascomycota, Eurotiomycetes, Eurotiales, Aspergillaceae. The record is from RefSeq and is a predicted model, not a curated record.